Messenger RNA from Zootoca vivipara (common lizard), 2607 nucleotides. RefSeq names its product inhibitor of nuclear factor kappa B kinase regulatory subunit gamma (gene IKBKG). Gene Ontology annotation, molecular function: K63-linked polyubiquitin modification-dependent protein binding. Gene Ontology annotation, cellular component: cytoplasm; IkappaB kinase complex; nucleus. NCBI's taxonomy places the organism in Eukaryota, Metazoa, Chordata, Lepidosauria, Squamata, Lacertidae. Gene Ontology annotation, biological process: positive regulation of canonical NF-kappaB signal transduction. The record is from RefSeq and is a predicted model, not a curated record.
CCCGGAAGGAGGAAGCGGCGCAGGAGGCGGAAUAAUCCGGGGUCCGAAACUGAGGUGCGGCUCUUCUCCGCCGCGCGGGGCGCCCCCCCCCCGUGGCCCCUUCCUCCGCCGCCCCGGGCUCGCUCCGCUGCUCAAGCGGCUCUUUGCCGCCUCCAUCCGCCCUGGAGGGUUUCAGCCUUGCCCAUUCUCUCCACUCCCCAGAACCUGAAUGAGUACAGCCCAAGGGGGCUGGAGUUGUGACAUGGUACAACCAGGCGGAUGCCCGGGUAAUGACUGCGGCAUGAUGGGCGAUGAUUCCUCUCUGGGCAAAGCUGCCACCAUUCACCUUCCAGCUGAGCUGGCAGGACACGAGGUUGUGCAACACUUUCUGGCUGAGAACAGAGAUCUCAAAGAAGCUAUCCGACAAAGUAACCACAUGCUGCGGGAGCGCUACGAGGAGUUCCUGCAGUUCCAGGCUUCCCACAAGGAGGAGAAGGAGUUCCUCAUGCUCAAGUUCCAGGAAGCUCGACUUGUGGUUGAAAAUCUGCACUUAGAACGCACAGGGCUGAAAAAGCAGUUGGAGCAGGCUGUCCAGGAACUGAAGCAACUGAAGGAACAACUGACAGCAUCUCAGCCAUUUCCCAUAGAGAGAGAGACCUCUGGAGCACAAGAGGAGCCAGACACUGUAACCCUUACUCAAGGAGAAGCUGUACUUGCUCUGGUCCCUGAGAUGCCACAGCAGAAAAUGGAGAGGCUGGAGGAGGAUUUGAAGGAGCUCCAGGAAGCCAACCAGGUCUUGCAGAAAGACAAGCUGGCAUUGCAGGCUGAGAUCUGUGCACUGCAACAAGCAGUGAAGGGCACCUCACCCACAGAAAAGCCUGCAGUAAAUAUUAAGGAGGAUGGAGUUGCAAAAGAACAACCUGUGGAGUUGGAAUCCUUGCAGGGCUCAGGGGCCAGAAAUAGUUCUGGGCAGGACCAGGCUGAAGAGCUAUGCAAGAGGCUGAAGGAGGUAGAGGAUGAGAGUUCAGCCCUUCGUCAACAGCUGGCAUCAGCCAGAGAGGAGCUUGUGCGUCUGGCAGCCUGGGAGCAUGAGGCCCAGCAGCAGCUACAAACACUGAGCAAGCAGUUGGAGCAGGCUGGGGAGGACAAGGCCUCAGUAAAGGCUCAGGUGACUUCCUUGUUGGGGGAAUUGCAGGAGAGCCAAAGUCGCCUGGAAACCUGCACACAGGAAAAGAAAGAGCUGGAGGAGAGGGUCCGUGCAGCUGGCGAAAGACUCCAACAUCUUGAAAAGGAGGCUGAAGCCCGCACCAAACAGCACAGUGUGCAAGUGGAUCAGUUGCGCCUACAGGUGCAAAAUCUAGAAAGUGCCUUGCGAGUGGAGCGGCAGAGCGCCACAGAGGAAAAGAGAAAAUUAGCUCAGCUGCAGGUGGCCUAUCACCAACUCUUCCAGGAAUAUGACUCUCAUAUCAAAGCCAGUCUAGAAAAUGAGAAGUGGAGCCAGGGUUUGGAUGUGCGGGCUGCUGAAUUGUCUGAGCAAUUACAGCAGGCUGAAGAGGCUCUGGUGGCCAAGCAGGAACUGAUUGACAAGCUAAAGGAGGAGGCUGAACAGCACAAGGCUAUCAUGGAGACUGUGCCUGUGCUCAAGGCACAGGCUGAUAUCUACAAGACUGACUUCUUGGCAGAACGUCACGCUCGUGAAAAACUACAUGAACAGCGAGAAGCCCUGCUGGAGCAAGUUGCACAACUGCAGAGAGAUUAUGAGAAGCUGCAAGCAGAAUCUGAAGGAGUCAGACGUUCUCUGAUGGAAGAGAUGAGGAAUCGCCAUUCAGAAAUGCGCCCACCACCUCAGCCAGGUUUCCUGAGGGGUCCUGCCCCAUUCCACCCCCAGCUUCUAACAGGAAGAAGACAAAGCCUUGCUGAAGAACCGAUGGAGUUCUCUUGUCCCAAGUGCCAGUACAGGGCUCCAGACAUGGACACUCUACAAAUCCAUGUCAUGGACUGUAUCCAGUGACACUGAUUGAGGAAGGGAAUGAGGCAUCAUUUUGUGGCCUUAAGCCAAACCAGCAGUACAGCUAAGAGUUUAUCUUGGAGCAAAGAUCAUUGACUGUUUCCUCCCUGCCUGUAUGUCAUUAACUUUUUUCCUUCUAUGAAAAUGGUUAAGCCUGCUGCUGUCCUCCUUCAGAGCCUGGCUACCAUAGCCAUGGGGUUUUCACUGUUUUAGGUUUGUGUGAAAUAAUGUGUUUGAUCUACUGUAUGUCAAGAGGAUUCAGCCACCCCUUUAAUAUAACAAACAAUACAUAUCUCAAUAGCUCUUCUAAGGGUGCUUCUCCAGGAAGACUGCUAGUUCUUGCUUCCUCUAUGUGCCUCCCAAGAUACAGGAAGAAUCCUCCAAGCUACAUAUCCUAACUGUGCCUUACACAUUUCCUCAGCCAAGCUGUGAUGAGGUAAGCCCAUGCAAUAGAGAGAGAGAAUAGGUUAUUUCUUUUGUUUUCCAAGAGGUAUGCCUGGUUGAAGCUGCUUAUUGGGGUUAGUUACCAGUAUUUCUACAGUAUGAAGAGUCACUAUAUGACUCCUACUUUAUCUAAAGUCAAUUAAAGUUCAAGAUCAGCAAUGAUUUUUCUACUUAUA